Molecule: messenger RNA, 3446 nt
Organism: Trichogramma pretiosum
Lineage: Eukaryota; Metazoa; Arthropoda; Insecta; Hymenoptera; Trichogrammatidae
Product: CD151 antigen-like
Exons: 6
Coding region: 15-1028 (337 amino acids)
Cellular component (GO): membrane
Source: RefSeq, a predicted model, not a curated record
CCGUUGAUUCUGCGAUGAGCGCCACCGACACACCCUUGUGCUUGAUCAACGCCUACGGCCAAUUGGGCGACAAUGACAAGGUGACAGCGUGGUACGGCAGCAAGAGACGAUCGCUGCAAGAGGCCCAACAGCAGCAGCAGCAGUUGUAUCAGCAGCCGGAGAGCUCGCCACCGCCCUCCUUCCAUCAUCAUCACAGUCAUCAUCUCCACAAUCAUCCGCGACACGGUCACAAGAUGGCGAAGGGCGCGGAGAGACUGCCCGGCACCAACACCAGGAUCAGGACGCGCGACGACGGCUGCUGCUCCGUCAACUUUCUCAAAUACGUGCUGCACAUCUACAACGUCGUUCUCUUCCUCUCCGGCAUCGUGGUAGGUGGAAUCGGAAUCUGGACGGUGAUCGCCAAGCACAGUUACAUAUCGCUGAUGGCGACCUCGACCUAUCCCUUCCUGGCCUACGCGCUCAUAGUCGCCGGCGGACUGGCGAUAAUCGGCAGCUGGCUCGGCUGCGGAGGAGUCACGUCGGAGAAUCGUUGCGUCAUACUCGUGUACAUCUUCGUGGUGAUGGGCGUGCUGAUACUCGAGGCGGGAGUCGGCACACUGGCCCGAUUGUACGAGGAACAAGUGGGCCCGGAGCUGCGCAUGAAUCUCAAUCGCACCUUCCUCGAGAACUACUCUUUGAGGUCCAGAGAGACAGCGGCCAUCGACCAGAUGCAGAAAGAGUUCAAAUGCUGCGGCGCCGUCAGAUUCGAGGACUGGUUAUCGAGCGAGUGGUUCAAGGACGAGGAGGUGCAGAGAAACGGAAGUCUCGUGCCCGACAGCUGCUGCAAAACGCCCAGCUACUUAUGCGGAAAACGAGAUCAUCCGUCCAAUAUACAAUACACGGGCUGCAUAUACAAAUUUCUGGAGACGACGAAGGAUCACUUGAUAAUACUGGGAGCGGUCGGCCUCGGUCUCUCGGUACUCGAGGUGUUCGGCAUCAUUCUCGGCUCGUGCCUCUACAUUAAGCUGCGUCACGACUUCGACGACUGAGAAUUACUUUACGUCGAGGCGAACAACAACAACGGCCACUCAUGGUGCCGUUAUGCCCAAGAAGAUCCCGCCUGAUAGAGGGUCGGAUAGUAGCGCGAUUCCUCUCGGUCCCUUUAAAGCGAAGAAGAAAAAAAAUAGCCAAGAUAGUGCCAAACUCGGUGGCGUAUAUACGUCGCGCGCUCGAUGUAUUUGCCCAAGCGAAGCAAUCGAAGAUGUCGUCGUCGUUGCUGCUGUUCUGCCGCCGAGGCUUCUUGACUACAUCAGAGAUAUAGAGAGGACCGAGAGAUGGCUAAAGUUUGUACUCGCGCUACUAUGCUAAAGCUGCUACCAACACUACUAAUGCUCACUACUACUGCAACUUCUACACCUACGAAACUACUACUUGCUAACCACUACUACUACUACCAUUACUACUACUGUUACAAUAAUGUAUACGUAUCACGGUAAUGUUUAUACAGCCUUCGAGAAGCGAAAACGACCCUAGGAUAUAGCUAAAUGGACGUAGAUAUAUAAAUAUAUACUAUAUAUUAUAAUGUUGCGAGAGAAAAAUAAAUUGUAGAUUACUUCGAACAUGAUUAUUGUCAAUUUUUAAUCGUUAUCUUGGGAUUAUUUUGAAAAUCGAUAUCCAUUGGAAUUUUCAACCAGAGAAUGGAAACUGUAUUAAUUGAAUUUCAAAAAAAACUUUUAAUCGUUUACAAAAGAUAUAUUUCUAAUGAAGAGUUAAAGAAUGACAAUCAUGUAAAUAUUUACGAGGGCAUGGAAAAUCGUGUGCCAGGAAAUUUUUCAUAAGUUCUCUGCGAGCAGAGGAAACGAGACCAAAGUAUAUGUUCUAAAAUCUCUUUUAUCGCUCUCAAAUCAACAUUCAUCAAAUUUUGAUCCGAGACACGAAAAUUGUUUAGAACAAUGUAACGCGUAUUCGAUAUGGUUAUUAAAUACCACAUGAUCAAUGAAAAACAUGAAAUGGCAUUGCAACAAUAUAUUCUUGAUUGCUGAUUGUAUACUGCCAUUUUCUUAACUGCUUGUAAUUGCACAAUUUUAUAAUUAUUGUAAAAAUUGUAGAGGUCAACCAGUCACAGUUCAGAAAUACAUUUUGCAGUUUAAAUUGAAAAAAAAUCAAGUGUUGAUUUCGAGAACGUUAUAAAUAUAUAUUUGAAAAGUAUGUAAAGAUAGAUUUAAAAGUAUGAAAAAUAUAUAUAACAAAUAUAUUUGAAUCGUAGUAAGUAGGUUCAAGAGCACAAUGAGUGAAUAAUAUGAUAAUUUUUUAAAGAAGAAAAUUUGAAACUAUGAAAUUCUAUAGUAAACAGCUAAUAUAUCUAAAGCAAGAAAACUUAUAUUUCUAAUGUCAACCCAAAAUUAUUUUUAUGGAACAAAAAAAUGGAGAUUAUUUUAUAAAUGUUAUUGUGAAUAACAUCAUGUGUACAGUUUUCAAUGAUUCGCAUAAUUUUCAACGCUAUCGUUUAACUGUGCGAGUAAAAGAAUAUUAAAAAACGAAUAUUAUUUGCGCGGGCGUUUGUUUACGUACGGUGAAAGUCCAAAGGAUUUUCGCAGAGGCCCAUACUAGUCAAAAGUAAAUCAUUUGAAGUUGUAAUAAUCUCCGUAUGAUAAAUAUCUAUAUGUAUAUUUGUUUUUGCAUGUAUAUGUAGAUGGGAAAUGAAAUCUCAAUGAUUACGAGAAAGUCACUUGUUGAUUCAAAAAAAUGUAGCAUUCUCUAUAUUCAAUUUAACUAUCUAUGUUUAUUUCAAAAAUUCGAGUUUACACAUAAAUGUCUCGAAUGUACGCUCAGAAUUUGUUCGUUUAUUUAAUUUUAGACACGUAAUACCGAAAGAAUUAAAAUAUGAAAUUCACAGCUGAGCUGAAAUUAUAUUCUAUAUAACAUAAAUUUUGUGAUGAAAAUAACCGUAAUUAUUUAGCUGCUGAUAGCUAACGAACCCUAAUCAGUGCCUUAUUAUGCAGUAAGUCAAUGUUAAUGUAAGCUAAUGUAAUGUACAGAUUACAAAGAUUUAUCAAAAAGAAUUAUUAUCGAAAUUUUAAGAAUUUAACUUUUACACAGUAUUAAUUUCGACUUCUUUCACAAACGGAGCACUAUGCACAGAUAUUGAGUACGCUUUAGCCUUUACAAUUAUUAUAUCUACUUUUAAAUGAUUGUUUCGAAUUACCCCAUUUGUCAAUGGCUAAUAGUCAAAAAAUUAAUAUUUAUCAUAUAUGUUAGAAAAAUAUGAAUGCAAUACUGUUGAAUUUUUACUAGAAUUAUUUGUAUGAUCGUCGAAAAAAUGAAUUAAGGCGUUAUCAUGCUUUUUGCCUCAGCAAAUUAAUAUAUGAAAUAUAUGCUAGUUAUAAGUUAUUAGAAAAUCUAUAAAUAUUGUACAUAUCAGACGAUAUUCUGUUAUAAAUAAAAAAAUAUAUAAAAUUGACCAAAAA